Engraulis encrasicolus (European anchovy) is the source of this 1868-nucleotide messenger RNA. RefSeq names its product NLR family CARD domain-containing protein 3-like. Bases 108 to 1868 code for a protein of 586 amino acids. The record is from RefSeq and is a predicted model, not a curated record. NCBI's taxonomy places the organism in Eukaryota, Metazoa, Chordata, Actinopteri, Clupeiformes, Engraulidae. Gene Ontology annotation, biological process: intracellular signal transduction. The transcript has 2 exons.
ACACAGCAAGCACCAACCAUCUCCACUCAGAGGACCCUCCAGUCAAAAAAGUCAAACGAACAGAUGACAAUAUUUUGAAUGAAGUACUGAAGAGCCACAAAGCCAAUAUGAAGAAAAGAUUUGAGAACAUAUGCGAAGGCAUCAUAAGGCCAGGUGCCCAAACACUCCUGAACAAGAUCUACACAGAGCUCUACAUCACUGAGGGAGAAAGCGAAGGGGUGAAUAAUGAACAUGAGGUUUGGCAGGUAGAAGCAGCAUCCCGACCACAAACUACAGACGACACAGCCAUCAACUGCAAUGACAUCUUUAAGCCAUUACCUGGACAGGAGGAACACAUAAGAACUGUCAUGACCAAAGGGAUUGCUGGCAUUGGAAAAACUGUCUCAGUGCAGAAGUUCAUCCUUGACUGGGCAGAGGAGAAAGCUAAUCAGGAUGUAGACUUUAUGUUUGUACUUCCAUUCCGUGAGCUGAAUCUGGUUAAACAUGAUCUGUACAGUCUUCACAGGCUCCUUCUUGACUUCCACCCUGAGCUUAGGCGAUUAGAGAAUGCUGAAUAUAGAGACUGCAAUAUUGUGUUCAUCUUUGAUGGGCUGGAUGAGAGUCGGCUACCACUUCAUUUCCAGAAGAACCAGAAGUUGUCUGAUGUCAGUCACACAGCAUCAAUGGAUGUGCUUAUGACGAGCCUGAUUCAGGGAACCUUGCUAACAUCUGCACGAAUCUGGAUAACCUCUAGACCAGCUGCAGCCAAUCAGAUCCCUUCCCAUUGUGUCAAUCUGGUGACAGAAGUUAGAGGGUUCAAUGACCCUCAGAAGGAAGAGUACUUCAAGAAGAGGAUCAGCGACCCAAAUAUAGCCAACAGAAUCAUCACACACAUCACGACAACCAGGAGCCUCCACAUCAUGUGCCACAUGCCCGUCUUCUGCUGGAUUGCAGCCACUGUACUUCAGAUGAUACUGGAACAUGAUGAUGGGAAGAAAGCUCCCAAAACUCUGACAGAGAUGUUCAUACAUUUCCUACGUAUCCAGACCACAAGGAAGGACCAGAAGUAUAAAGAGGAAGUUGAGAGAGAUGGGCACCUGGAAUUACACAAGGAUGUGAUAUUGAAACUGGCAGAGCUGGCAUUCACACAUCUGGAGAAUGGCAACCUCAUGUUCUAUGAAGAUGACCUGAGAAAGUGUGGCAUUGAUGUCAGUGAAGCAUCAGUGUACUCUGGUAUGUGCACAGAGAUUUUUAAGGAGGAACGCGUAUUUGGCCACAGGAAAGUCUAUUGCUUUGUCCAUCUGAGCAUCCAGGAAUUUCUUGCUGCAUUACACGUGUUCUCUCUCUAUCUGAACAAGAAUAGGGUGGUGAUAGGAUAUUUCUUGAAAAGAAAGGCCAAGGUUACAGCAGAUUCAGAAGUGCCUCUCGAUGAGCUGUUGAAGGGUGCAGUGAACAAAGCCUUGGAAAGCAAGAAUGGACACCUUGAUUUGUUUGUGCGCUUCCUUCAUGGCAUUUCAUUGGAGUCAAAUCAGAGACUCCUUCUAAGCGUCCUGCCACAGAUCCACAGCAGCCCAGAGAGUGUGAAGAAAACAAUCAAGAACCUGAAGGUGAUGCAAAGACCAAACAUCUCCCCUGAGAGAUACAUAAAUCUUUCCCAUUGCCUGGUGGAAAUGCAUGACUCCUCUGUGCAUGAUGAAAUCCAGGCUCUUCUCAAGACAAAGACGUAUUCAGUCAAACAGCUUUCACUUGCCCACUGCUCUGCCUUGGCCCAUGUUCUUCUGAUGUCUGAUGAGGUGCUGGAUGAGUUUGAUCUGAAGAAAUACAAAACUACUCCAGAAGGUCGUAGAAGACUGAUCCCAGCUGUCAGAUGUUGCAGAAAGGCAAUGUGA